UAGGGUAGAACCGACGAGCGCGACGCCGGGCAUCUGGUAUCAGUAGUAAUCGUGGGUUACGUGUGACGAGUAGUAGUAGAGUAAUAGUAAUAGUAGUAGUAGUAGAAGAAGUAGUAGUAGUAGUAGUAGUAGUAGCAGUAUAACUACUAGCUGCAGCAGUACUAUUCUAUACUAUAUCAUUAUAGUGUACCAAUAGUGGCGACGACAUUACACAUACACACACACAUUCAUACACACGCAUAAUACACUCAUUAUCCGUUCGCGCCGUCGCCCGGGAUAGUCGCCGAGUGGUCUUAAACCAGUGAAAGUGGUCGUCACACUCGCCGGUCCGCGCCAACCGUCACUACAGUUACCACAAUAUUUAAAAAAAAAAAAUUUUUUUACCACCGUUGUUAAAUUUUGUUAAUAAUCAUUUAAUCGCCUGAAAUUAUUACUUUAUCAUUUUUUUGUUUCGUUUUAUAAUCGUUUUGGUUAACCCCGCACGAUUUAUACGUCGCGGUAAAAUUUUUGGUUUCGAAUCGAUUUUUUUGUUUUGUUAUUUUUAUUUUUUACACUGUGAUCUUUUGUGCUCGUCGUGGAUAUCACCGGGAUCUUCGAAACGAGAAACGAAAAAAACACUAACAAUCCAAAUAAAACGAAUCUACGACGCCCCACGUCCGUCUAAGACCAUCCAAUCCAAACGCCGAAUGACCGAAAACGCGUCUAAUCCUCAUCGUCGCUGACCGCCUUCGUCGUGCCGCCUCGAAUCGUUAUCUUUGGCCAAACAUCGCCAUGGUAAUACUGUCAACAUGGAGUUUGCUAAGCAUAACGGCUUUCGUGUCGCAGAUUUUCGCCAAUACGUUACACGAACACAUGAACGUAGAUGACCUGAUGAGGGUAUUCCACGUAGAACACCAUUCUGAAGUUCCUCAUUACGAAGUGAUCAGCCCGCAUUCCAUCGUCCGAAGGGAUGCGGCCAGUUCGCACAGGGUAAAGCUCAAGGCUUUCGGUGAACACCACGACUUACAGCUGGAGCCGUCCGACAAUCUGCUGGCUGGCGACAAACUUCGUGCGUGGACAGCUCACCACAACUCCACCACAGACACAGUACACUAUACAGAACUGCCCGAUGAACACAUCGGUACACCUUAUCAGGACGUCGACAAACGAGCGGCGCUCAUUUUGCACAACGAUCACAAGGAUGGGACAAUUCUAAUGGAAGGAACCAUAGGUGAUCAUUUGGUAGUUAAGCCAAUCCCUUCAGUGUACAGAAGGCACGUCCAGUCUACUCCAGACGACGAAAUGUUUUUGGACAAAGAGAUCAGUAACGGCGAAGACGUGGUGUCCAAAUAUGGAUUUCCCCUCAAGCCCCAAAAACUUGUUGCUCACCACAAGCACGUCGUGUACCGAAGAAAUCCGGAAGCAGACACCAGUUCCGGAGAUUACGCAUUAAUGGAGCCAGACUCAUUGCCCAGGAGCAGACGGAAAAGGUCAAUCACCAAAAGAGAAGCCCCUUACGCCAUUUAUCCGGAAAUCAUGGUUAUCGUUGAUUACGACGGUUAUAGGUUGCACGGAGGAGACAACGUACAGAUUAAAAGAUACUUUGUAUCCUUCUGGAACGGCGUGGACCUCAGGUACAGACUGCUCAAAGGGCCGAAAAUUCGUAUAAGCAUCGCCGGAAUUAUAAUUUCAAGGGCGCGGGACGCUACGCCAUAUUUAGAACGAAACAGAGUCGGCAGGGAUGCUAUUGACUCGGCAGCCGCUCUAACCGACAUGGGAAAGUAUCUAUUCAAAGAGCGAAGACUGCCAGUGUACGACAUUGCCGUUGCCGUUACCAAAUUAGACAUGUGCAGGAGACAAUACCCACACGAUACAUGCAACAGGGGUACCGCAGGGUUUGCGUAUGUGGGUGGAGCGUGUGUUGUGAACAAACGUCUUGAAAAAGUCAACAGCGUCGCCAUCAUAGAGGACACAGGCGGCUUUUCUGGUAUCAUUGUGGCCGCACACGAAGUCGGUCAUUUAUUAGGCGCUGUGCACGACGGUUCGCCGCCGCCUACUUACUUGGGAGGGCCUGGCGCUGAGAAAUGCCGCUGGGAAGACGGUUACAUAAUGAGUGACUUGAGGCACACUGAAAAAGGAUUUAGGUGGUCGCCGUGCAGCGUUUCGUCGUUUCAUCAUUUCUUAAACGGUGACACGGCUACUUGUUUGUUCAACUCGCCGCACGAAGACGAGUCUUUACCCAGGAUGUUGCCCGGAAAACUGUUGACGUUAGACGCCCAAUGCAGAAAAGACCGAGGGACCAGUGCUUGCUUCAAAGAUGAUCGGGUAUGUGCUCAGCUGUUCUGCUUCGACGCUGGAUCGGGCUACUGCGUAGCAUAUAGACCAGCGGCAGAAGGUUCCCCUUGCGGAGACGGACAACAUUGUACGAACGGCAAAUGUAUAACUGAACACGAAAAUAUUAUCCCAGAUUUCUCCCAAAACACUCCAUCGUAUCUUCGCAGAACGGGAGAAGUUCACGAGGGAGAUGCGACGCAGAACUGGCCUCAAUAUUUGUCUCCUAAUAUUACAACUCAAAGGUCCGUAUGGAAUGACUUUUGGAAGACUACACAAAAGACUACUCGUACCCCCCUUGUUAACAACUACUCGUACAACCAUAAAUACACACCAAACUCCUAUCAAACACUAACUACAACGACUGAAACAUAUGACACUCAACUUUCGCUUUUGCCACAACAACAGUACAGUAAUAAGAACAAGAACGAAGACCCCUUAGCUUUACUGCUUAAAAACAAAUACUAUCAUUUGGGGCCGCAAGAGUUGAAAACUGUCAAUCAUCAACUUCUAUUACCCAAUAACCCAAAUGCUGAUGAAUGCGUCGACAAGGCUGGAGCAAUGGACAAGUGGGGAGCCGUAUCAUGUUAUGAUUACCUAACUAAAUACGGCUUAGGAUACUGUUCGAAUCAAUACAUCCAGGAAAACUGUUGCGCUGCAGUCAAAUACAUUUGCAACAAUGCACAAUAUGCGCUUAACGGCUGAACAGCUCGUUUAUUUUAUUCACCAUAUGAAUAAUACAACAUAAAUAAUCUCUGUGAGAUUAACUGAUUAUUAUUAUUUAUACAUUGUUACUCUUUAAUAAAUAAAUAAAUAAAACAACUUAAAA
Messenger RNA from Adelges cooleyi (spruce gall adelgid), 3139 nucleotides. Its product is annotated as venom metalloproteinase 3. Gene Ontology annotation, molecular function: metalloendopeptidase activity. The coding region runs from base 772 to 3015 and encodes 747 amino acids. NCBI's taxonomy places the organism in Eukaryota, Metazoa, Arthropoda, Insecta, Hemiptera, Adelgidae. Gene Ontology annotation, biological process: proteolysis. The record is from RefSeq and is a predicted model, not a curated record. The transcript is spliced from 17 exons.